Molecule: messenger RNA, 360 nt
Organism: Geodia barretti
Lineage: Eukaryota; Metazoa; Porifera; Demospongiae; Tetractinellida; Geodiidae
Source: the annotation of a GenBank genome assembly
AUGGCCGACGGCACGGUCGUGCUGGGCGAAACCAAUAUCGCCGCGUCGCCGAAACGGAUAAUGGACGUGCAAGUUUCUCCCGCAAACCCGAAAGCCUUCGGCGCCGCCAUUGACGCAAUUCGGGAUGCCGAACUUACGGUCAUCGGGCCGGGCAGUCUGUACACAAGCCUUAUCCCAAACCUCCUCAUACCCGGCAUCGCGCGCGCGCUCAUCGAAAGCAGUGAGCCCGUCGUCUACGUCUGCAACAUCGCGACACAGCCGGGUGAGACGGACGGAUACACCCUGGAGGAUCACCUUAGGGCGAUCGAAAGGCACCUGCCGGGGCUUGCCAUCGACUCGUGGUGGCCAAUAGCAGCGUGA